AUGGCCUCCCUCCGAUCAUAUGCUGCUCCCUUUCGCUGGGCGACUAAAACGUCAACACUCGGCUUCGUGCGAUACAUCUCAUCCCAUAGCAGCUCGACCUCUGCCAUUGCCUACAAGGCUCUUCGAAACCGCUCCGCCCCGUUGCCUGUGGCAAAUUCCCCGCCGGCAUGGUCUGCCCAAGCCGCCGUUUCCAACAUCCUCUACGAAACGCCUAUGCCGUCCACGGCGCCGCCGAAGCGCCAUGUCCUGAAUUGCCUGGUCCAGAACGAGCCCGGUGUUCUCUCUCGUCUUUCUGGUAUUCUGGCCGCCCGUGGAUUCAAUAUUGACUCGCUCGUCGUCUGCAACACCGAGGUGGAAGACCUGUCUCGCAUGACCAUUGUCCUGACUGGUCAAGACGGUGUUGUCGAGCAGGCUCGCCGCCAACUAGAGGAUCUUGUCCCCGUCUGGGCCGUGCUUGAUUACAGCAAUGCUGCCCUUGUGCAGCGUGAGCUCCUCCUGGCCAAAAUCAACAUCCUAGGCCCCGAGUACUUCGAAGAACUGCUGGCUCACCAUCGUGAGAUUACGGCCGGCGAGUACGAGGGCGAACAAGCUCCCGAAGGUGCCGAACAAGCUCAAUCUUUGGAAGAGACGUCGGCCGACUUCCAUCCUAGCAAGCUGGCAGCUAGCGAGGCUUUGCGUCACAAGCAUGAGCACUUGAAGACCAUCACGUAUUUCGCCCAUCAGUUUGGUGGCAAAGUUUUGGAUAUAAGCACCAUUAGCUGCAUUGUCGAACUCUCUGCGAAGCCUUCUCGAAUCGACUCCUUUCUCAAGCUCAUUGCUCCCUUCGGUAUCCUCGAGUCAGCUCGUACUGGUCUAAUGGCCCUGCCCCGCUCCCCUCUCCGUGGUCCUACUGAGGAACCUCUGGCCAAGGAAGCCGAAGAAGUUGUCGAUGCCAGCCAGCUGCCUCCUGGUUAA
Molecule: messenger RNA, 954 nt
Organism: Metarhizium album ARSEF 1941
Lineage: Eukaryota; Fungi; Ascomycota; Sordariomycetes; Hypocreales; Clavicipitaceae
Product: acetolactate synthase small subunit precursor
Exons: 2
Coding region: 1-954 (317 amino acids)
Biological process (GO): branched-chain amino acid biosynthetic process
Cellular component (GO): acetolactate synthase complex; mitochondrial nucleoid
Molecular function (GO): acetolactate synthase regulator activity
Source: RefSeq, a predicted model, not a curated record